UUGUCUGUCACUUUUACCAGACCCAACUAUCAUUACCUUUGCUUUCUACUUUCGAUAGCAAGAUGAAGUCUUCAGUAUUGAUAGCCUUGAGGUUGUGCGGCCUCCUUUCGGGCAUCUCGCAUACAGUGGAUGCCUUCUCGGGGACUGCGGCGAGUAUUCCCACAAGUACGCCGACUCCAACCUGCCUGCCUCGAUAUUUGGGGGCCAAAUCGAGCGAGAAGAAAGCUAGCCCGCCGUGGGGUAGCCGGACAUGCGAAUCUGAUCCUGAGAAUGUGCCUGACACUGGCGUCGUACGAAAAUAUGAAUGGACGAUACAACGGGCUGUCCUUGCACCGGAUGGAUUUGACACUUCUCACUGUCAAUGGCCAGUUCCCUGGGCCUCUCGUUGAGGCCAACUGGGGGGAUAUUGUCGAGGUCACCGUCCAUAACAACAUCACGGGUCCGGAGGAAGGCACAGCAAUGCAUUGGCAUGGCAUACACCAGCAAGGGACUGGGCUCAUGGACGGAGUCAGCGGUAUCACGCAAUGCCCCAUUGUACCUGGUGGAAGCUUUACGUAUCGCUGGAGAGCCAGCACGUAUGGCUCGACUUGGUACCAUGGCCAUCACGCACUGCAGUAUGGUGGAGGGCUGUGGGGUCCUAUGGUUAUCUACGGCCCUUCUCACGUCGAAUACGAUCUCGACUUAGGACCUGUUACACUCUCCGAUUAUUAUCACUACCCUUACGAGAAGAUUGCCUCGGAUGCUAUAUCGACCAGUAACGAUACCAGUGUUUACGCCCCCAAUUCGAACAACCACUUGAUCAACGGAAUGAAUCACUUCAAUUGCUCAUUGGCUCCCGCAAACACGACCUGCAAGAGUAAUGCCCCACGCGCAUCGCUGAGAUUCAAGUCUGGCAAAGUGCACAAACUCCGGUUGAUCAACACAAGUGUCGAAGCUAUGCAGAUCUUUUCCAUCGAUGGCCACAAGCUCAUUGUGACCACAAUGGACUUCGUGCCCGUAGAGCCUUACGAAGUGGAGUACAUAAUCCUCGGCGUCGGCAUGCGAGCUGAAGUUCUCGUAAAGGGAAAUGGAGACCCGACGCGGUCGUACUACAUGCGCUCGAGAAUCCAAUGUGCUGUCACGAAAGUCAACGAGACACUAGGCACUAUCUUCUACGACGAAACGCCUUCCACGAUUGUGCCAGUCACCAAGACCGUUGCGGCUCUGCCAAACUUCUCUUCGACAUGUGGUGAUCCUGAUCUUCACUUGAAAAAGCCGAUUUAUAAGAAGCGUGUUCCUAAGCCCGACUUGACAUUGCUCUACGACAUCGAAUUUCGAGCCAACGCUAGCGGCAACCAUGAAUGGUUGAUGAACAACGUCACUUUCCAAGCCGACUGGAGCCGUCCUUUGUACAUUGAGGCGGUAGAUGGCCAUGCCGAGUAUCUCAAGGACCCCCAACACAUCUUGGCCACGAUUCCUGACGAUGUCCGCCAUGUUCGUGUUAUCCUCAACAACCAUUUCUCUGUCCAUCCGAUGCACAUUCAUGGCGGUGACUUCCAGAUCCUGAGCGAAUCAGACGGGUUCUAUAACGGCAGUCUCAAGUAUCCUAAGAAUCCGGCCCGCGCCGACACGGAACUUCUCCGACGUAACGGCAAUCUUGUUGUGCAGUUCGAAGCCAAAAACCCGGGAAUUUGGAGUUUCCACUGCCAUACUGCGUGGCAUGCCAGCGUUGGUCUCUACAUCAACUUCCUGGUCAAGCCAAAGAAAGUUCAGCAAAGUAAGAUCCCUGACGACGUACGCGAGGUUUGCGCGGCUUGGGAUGACUAUAGACAACUGCAUGGCGAGAAUGCUCUACCUUUUGACAGUGGGCUUCGAUAAGACCUGGAUGUUCGGCAAAAAGAUUGUCAUCUUGUGAAUUUGUGUUUGGGGCUGUCGCUGUGACGUAAAAAUGAUGGAUCUUGCAUAGCGAGGAGUUCAGUUGAUUGCUUAAUACUUUCAUCUAAUCACUUAGUAUAAUUAUUUAGCUCAUGAAGCAAGAACUGCACUUGUAGAAUGAGCUCUUUACUUCAACUAUGCACCGCACAAGCGCGAAGUCAGACCCGAGAGUA
Molecule: messenger RNA, 2087 nt
Organism: Colletotrichum godetiae
Lineage: Eukaryota; Fungi; Ascomycota; Sordariomycetes; Glomerellales; Glomerellaceae
Product: multicopper oxidase
Exons: 5
Coding region: 130-1857 (575 amino acids)
Molecular function (GO): copper ion binding; oxidoreductase activity
Source: RefSeq, a predicted model, not a curated record